AUGGAGUAUGGAUUAUUAAAGGGACAAUUACCCCAGCAAAUUUUGUGGCGUUGUCAAUUUCGACGUGAAAGAAAUCUUCACAUUCAUACGGGGCAGAAUGAUGAUACAGUACGUGAUGCUCCCACCUGUACAACCUGCAGCAGUGAUGCUACCACCUGUACAACCUGCAACAGUGAUGCUCCCACCUGUACAACCUGCAGCAGUGAUGCUACCACCUGUACAACCUGCAACAGUGAUGCUCCCACCUGUACAACCUGCAGCAGUGAUGCUACCACCUGUACAACCUGCAGCAGUGAUGCUACCACCUGUACAACCUGCAGCAGUGAUGCUACCACCUGUACAACCUGCAGCAGUGAUGCUACCACCUGUACAACCUACAACAGUGAUGCUCCCACCUGUACAACCUGCAGCAGUGAUGCUACCACCUGUACAACCUGCAGCAGUGAUGCUUCCACCUGUACAACCUACAACAGUGAUGCUACCACCUGUACAACCUACAACAGUGAUGCUCCCACCUGUACAACCUGCAGCAGUGAUGCUACCACCUGUACAACCUACAGCAGUGAUGCUACCACCUGUACAACCUACAACAGUGAUGCUACCACCUGUACAACCUACAACAGUGAUGCUACCACCUGUACAACCUACAACAGUGAUGCUACCACCUGUACAACCUACAACAGUGAUGCUACCACCUGUACAACCUACAACAGUGAUGCUACCACCUGUACAACCUACAACAGUGAUGCUACCACCUGUACAACCUACAACAGUGAUGCUACCACCUGUACAACCUACAACAGUGAUGCUACCACCUGUACAACCUACAACAGUGAUGCUCCCACAAGGAGGUCUAGGUGCCCUUCAUGCCAGCAAAGAUAUACAGGAAUAAAAGAAUGGCUUGGCUACUUGACUUGUGACGUCAUCAGUGGGGCUAGCAGCAGCCCAUAA
This is a messenger RNA of Procambarus clarkii (red swamp crayfish), 951 nucleotides long. Lineage: Eukaryota; Metazoa; Arthropoda; Malacostraca; Decapoda; Cambaridae. The record is from RefSeq and is a predicted model, not a curated record.